Molecule: messenger RNA, 3336 nt
Organism: Phalaenopsis equestris
Lineage: Eukaryota; Viridiplantae; Streptophyta; Magnoliopsida; Asparagales; Orchidaceae
Product: potassium transporter 23
Exons: 10
Coding region: 620-3085 (821 amino acids)
Biological process (GO): potassium ion transmembrane transport
Cellular component (GO): membrane
Molecular function (GO): potassium ion transmembrane transporter activity
Source: RefSeq, a predicted model, not a curated record
AUCUCAUGAGUUGUAUAACAUUACAUUAUUGUUUAAAUAAACAGCCUAAUAGCAAACUACUAAUAACAACGAAGGGUAAAUAAGCCAUUAGACUUAUAAUACAUUCUAAUAUGAAAUCGUCUUUCCUUUGUAGAUAAGCCCUAGCCAGGAGCUCUAAAGCUUGGAGCGCCAAACACAGUGGAGAUAGCAAGGAGAAGAACAUGGGCUACAACAGAGAAUGUGACCCGGAGAGAAUCAAACAGAAUUUAACAAUCACAUUUAUUAAAUUUUAUCAACUUAAAUCUAACGGGAGGCAGCGGAACACCCCGUGAUCCACCAUCCGAAUGGUCCCCACGAUCCACAGCCAACGGUCUGCCGCAAGUAAUGUCGAGUUUGUAAAAGCCCGCCAUCUGCCGUAUGCGGAAUGGCGAUCAGCGAAAUAAUUGUCCUUUGUUUGUAUAAUCAAUUCGCAACAAACUUCCGCUUCCUGACAAAUUCCCAAAGUUUGAAUCUUGGCAGACUUCUAUCCACUGCUUCUCUCCGUCCAUGCGAGCUCAUGGGUUCCUCUGGCGGAAUCGCCCCCCUGCCUUAAAAAACCAAUCUUGGUGAAGAAAUAUUGAAGGGGGAAGAAGAAUUAGUAAUGGAAGAAGAAGGGAUCGUAGAGGAGGCGGCGGCAGUACGGCUAAUGAGCUCGGAUUCAAGAUGGGUUGACGGGAGCGAGCUGGAAGGGGAGGAGAAGAGUGCUGCUCUUUUAGGGUUUGAGGAGGAGGCGAUUCUGAGGAGGAGGUUGUGGAAGAAGCCUAAACGGGAGGAUUCACUGAAUGUUGAGGCCAUGAUUAUCGCCGGCUCACAAGGGCUUCGCAAAAAGGAGAAUCUCUCAGCAUGGAGCACUAUAGCUAUGGCAUUUCAAACUCUUGGUGUUGUAUAUGGUGACAUGGGUACCAGUCCCUUGUAUGUUUUCAGUGAUGUUUUCAGCAAGGUUCCCAUAAAUUCAGAAUUGGAUGUGCUGGGAGCAUUGUCUUUAGUUCUCUACACAAUUGCUCUUAUUCCUUUUGCAAAAUAUGUUUUUGUAGUGCUGAAGGCUAAUGAUAAUGGAGAAGGUGGUACAUUUGCAUUAUAUUCAUUGAUUUGUAGGUAUGCUAAAGUUAGCCAACUUCCGAACCAACAGCGAGCUGAUGAAGAUAUUUCUAGUUUUCGGCUAAAAUUGCCUACUACUGAAUUAGAAAGAGCUCUAAAAAUAAAAGAUUGUCUGGAAAAGAAUUCUUGUUUCAAAACUCUUCUCUUACUGCUGGUUCUAAUGGGUACUUCUAUGAUUAUUGGUGAUGGUAUUCUUACUCCAUCCAUGUCUGUAUUAUCUGCAGUUAGUGGCCUGCAGGGAGCUAUUACAGGAAUUAAUUCAGAUGCUGUAGUGAUUCUCGCCAUUGUGAUCCUCGCAGUGUUGUUUAGCAUACAGAGUAUUGGAACUGGCAAAGUGGGUUUUCUUUUUGCUCCGGUGCUAGCACUUUGGUUCUUUGGUAUUGGCUCAAUUGGAUUGUACAACAUUAUUAAGCACGAUAUUUCUGUUUUUAGAGCUUUAAAUCCAGCUUACAUUUAUUUCUUCUUCAAGAGAAAUAACUUGAAGGCAUGGACAGCUCUUGGCGGUGUUGUCUUGUGCAUCACAGGAGCUGAAGCAAUGUUUGCAGAUCUUGGCCAUUUCUCUGUAAAAUCCAUACAGAUUGCCUUCACUUUUGUAGUUCUUCCCUGCCUUUUCUUGGCAUAUUUUGGCCAAGCCGCCUUUCUGAUGAAACAUCCAGAUUCAGUUGAAAGAGUUUUCUAUGAUUCUGUUCCAAAGGCUUUUUUUUGGCCAAUAUUCGUCAUCGCUACUUUUGCUGCUAUGAUUGCAAGUCAGGCCAUGAUAUCCGCAACGUUUUCCUGCAUUAAGCAGUCCAUGGCUCUUGGUUGCUUCCCUCGAAUGAAGAUUAUCCACACCUCUAAGAGAUUCAUGGGCCAGAUAUAUAUUCCCGUUAUGAACUGGUUCUUGAUGGUUAUGUGCAUAAUUAUUGUUGCCACUUUCAGGCGCACAACUGGCAUUGCUAAUGCAUAUGGCAUAGCUGAGGUUUUAGUGAUGUUGGUGAGCACUACAUUGGUGACACUCGUAAUGCUCCUCAUAUGGCAAACCAACCUAUUUCUCGCCCUGAGUUUUCCGGCCAUAUUUGGGACGAUAGAGCUCAUCUACUUAUCUGCAGUUCUUAGCAAGGUACUGGAAGGUGGGUGGCUUCCACUCGCAUUCGCUUCUUGCUUCCUCUUCGUCAUGUACGUCUGGAACUAUGGAAGUGUGCUCAAGUACCGCAGUGAGAUGCGAGAAAAAAUCUCCAUGGAUUUCAUAACCGAGCUCGGGUCCUCGCUCGGAACCGUCAGGGUUCCGGGCAUUGGACUUGUGUACAAUGAGCUGGUACAGGGCAUCCCCUCAAUCUUUGGCCAGCUUCUUGUUGCCCUCCCAGCCGUCCACUCAGUCAUCGUAUUCGUUUGCAUAAAGUAUGUACCCGUUCCCAUCGUUCCUCUAACCGAACGGUUCCUUUUUCGAAGAAUUUGCCGCAAGGAAUUCCACAUGUUUCGAUGCGUCGCGCGCUACGGAUACAAAGAUGUUAGGAAAGAAGACCACCACACGUUCGAGCAGCUAUUAAUCGAGAGCCUGGAGAAGUUUUUGAGAAAGGAAGCUAAAGAACUUGCAUUGGAGAUGAGCCCAGAAGAAACCGAUGCUGACAAUGGCUCACUGUCACCUGAUGUUCCUGAGCUUCGCGUCCCAUUACUUUCUGGUAAGAGGAUGGGUGGUGCCAAGACUGCCGGGGUGGAAGAUGGUUCGUUGAUUCCGUCGACUUCGUCGCCGGCGGCUGAAGAUCCGAGUUUGGAUUAUGAACUUUCAGCACUAAGAGAAGGGAGAGAAUCGGGAUUCACUUAUCUGCUUGCUCAGGGUGAUGUGAGAGCAAGAAAGGAUUCUUGGUUCACAAAGAAGCUUGUGAUAAACUACUUCUAUUCAUUCCUGAGAAGGAAUUGCAGAGCUGGUGCUGCAAAUAUGAGUGUCCCUCAUAUGCAUAUUAUUCGCGUCGGAAUGACAUAUAUGGUUUGAACUCAAUUUCUAAGUCUCUAUGGUGAUGACUAGAUUGAGAUUCCAUGUAUUGUUUUGUUAAUAAGCAGUUAAUGGAAUUAGAGAUGGGAUGGUAUAGUUUGCAAGCAUUUAUGCUGCAUUUCAUGCACUAUGCAGGCUGUCUGAAGGGCAGAAUCUUAUAAAAAUUAAUGUCUAUGUUUUGUUAGGGGAAGUUGAGUCCAAAGAAUAAUAUAGGUGAUUCGAAACUGCAUGUUAUUGUUUUUGUUUUUGAU